CUCUCUCUUUCUCUCUCAUCCCAGUUCUAUUUCAUUCUCCUUUUCGCUCUCUUACUCCCUCCACUCGUACUUUUUCUCCACUGUUGUCGCUGGUUCGAAUCGAACACCUCCGCCGAGCAAUCACCGCAAAACCCUAACUUCUUUGUGGAUUCGCGUAAGAAACUCUUCGAUUUUUGGAUCAAAAUCCCUCCUUUGCGGUAGGAACAAGAGAAUGGAAUGCGAUAGCUAACGAUGGAGGGGGAAGCGCAGCAACGCUCGCUCUCGCUGAGAGCGUCUCGGAGAGCGGAUCGGAGCGAUCCGAGCAAAGACGAUGCAGGUGGUAUCUUUUCUCCGGGGAGGGUUUCGCAAGAUCCGUUGAGGAUGGUUUGGAGGAGGGGCUUCAUUCGAUUGGUGUUCGUCUCCGCCGUUGUUUGGGUGUUGCUCAUACUCGCCGCAUUGCUGUUUCAUUUGUGGUCUUGCCACUCUUCUAUUAGCUUCCUCUCAGCUCUUUGCAGCAAAGACAGCAAAGUGCUUCUGAUGUUGGACACUAUGGGGCUUGCACCAAAACCACUUCAUCGUUGCUCAAUACCUCUUGCCGAUGAUCCAGAUGCCAUUGCCAUUCCAAAGAGAACGCCUGAUAAUAUUAUAAAAAGGUUGUCAUAUAUAUCGGUUGAUGAGCAAGGAGAUUCAAAAGCCAAGAACUCUCCACUGUUUGGAGGACAUCAAAGCUGGAAACAGAGAGAGGAGAGUUUUAACUUAAAUACCACUAUGAAGGUACAUUGUGGGUUCAUGAAAAAUGGAGGUGCGGAAAUGGAUGACGUAGAUGUAAAAUACACACGUAAAUGUAUAUUUGUAGUUGCCUCUGGCAUUUUCGAUGGUUAUGAUAUCCCCCAUCAGCCGUCAAACAUAAGUCUUCGUUCCCAGAAGCUCUUCUGCUUUCUAAUGAUGGUGGACGAAGUAUCCCUCGAUUUCAUAAAACAAAAUGCAAGUGUCAGAGAAGACAGUGAAGGAGGCAAAUGGGUUGGCAUUUGGCGCCUUGUAACCUUACAUAACCCGCCGUAUGAUGAACCUCGCAGGAAUGGGAAAGUCCCAAAGAUAUUAACUCACAGAUUAUUUCCUCAAGCCCGGUAUAGCAUUUGGAUUGAUGGCAAAAUGGAGCUCGUUGUCGAUCCCUUGCUUAUUCUGGAAAGAUACCUUUGGCGGGGGAAGCACACAUUUGCUGUUGCUCGUCAUAAACAUCAUAAGAGUAUCUAUGAGGAGGGUGAUGCUAUCAAACGCAGGAAACGAUAUGCUCGGCCACUAAUUGACCUUCACAUGAAAAUUUAUCGUUAUGAGGGGAUGGAACCAUGGAGCCCGCAAAAGAGGACCGUCAGUGAUGUACCGGAGGGGGCAGUACUGAUUCGAGAGCACACAGCGGUGAACAACCUGUUCAGCUGCCUCUGGUUCAAUGAGGUGAACCUCUUCACACCUCGGGAUCAGCUUAGCUUCGGGUAUGUCGUGUAUAGGUUAGGGGAUGCAUUCAGAUUUUUCAUGUUUCCGAACUGCGAGUACAAUUCGCUCUUCAUAUUGCAUAGACACACUAGGGAGCAUUCUUCUGUUGUAGAGUGGGUUAAAUCCCUCGACGAAUUUAAAGGAAACAAUACCAGAUUAAAGGAGACUAGGGGAGGAUUAGGGCUUUGGACUCCGUAUCCCGGAGACCUUCGCUCUGUCCAGCUCCCGCCUGUUACACGAACAUCGCCAGCUGGCUGAUUUGAUAAUUUAGAUCAAUUUUGUUUCUUGGUCUUCA
Molecule: messenger RNA, 1765 nt
Organism: Ananas comosus (pineapple)
Lineage: Eukaryota; Viridiplantae; Streptophyta; Magnoliopsida; Poales; Bromeliaceae
Exons: 8
Coding region: 232-1728 (498 amino acids)
Source: RefSeq, a predicted model, not a curated record